Verruconis gallopava is the source of this 812-nucleotide messenger RNA. Its product is annotated as diphthamide biosynthesis protein 3. Gene Ontology annotation, molecular function: metal ion binding. Bases 68 to 310 code for a protein of 80 amino acids. NCBI's taxonomy places the organism in Eukaryota, Fungi, Ascomycota, Dothideomycetes, Venturiales, Sympoventuriaceae. The transcript has 2 exons. Gene Ontology annotation, biological process: protein histidyl modification to diphthamide. The record is from RefSeq and is a predicted model, not a curated record.
UUGUGAUACAAAGCUCAAACAUAAUAGUCCGUCAAAACUAGCUACAUCUGAACGAAGCUUUUUCGCCAUGGGUGUCUACGAAGAAGUCGAAAUCGAGGAAAUGGUCUACGACCCUGUCCUUGAGAUCUACCACUAUCCGUGCCCAUGCGGCGACCGCUUUGAGAUCAGCGUCGCGGACAUGAGAGACGGCGAAGAUAUCGCGAGGUGCCCAAGUUGCAGCCUGGAGAUUCUGGUCAUCUUCGAGGCCAAAGAUCUGCCGCCAGAGAAGAAGCCAGACGAGCCCGCGAAGGCCGUGACCGUGGCUGCGUGAAUCACCACUGCAACUACGCGAUCUGAGCGUAUGCGAAGACAGAAUGUGCAAACGCCGCCGCCGUGCCCGUGGUUGUGACAAGCCAUACCGCAGCAAAUAAACAAAUUGACUGCUGAGAGAUCUGUGGACGAGCUCUUCAGAAUUUGUGCAAGCUCCUUGGGGAAUAGCGCAUCAUGUGGAAAACCAGGAAAGAGCGCGUGGCUGGAGAAUGAGCCCAUAAAAUGAAGCGAAAGAGAAGGAGGGCGGGAAGUUUUGAGUUUUGUCACGCGAGACCAAGUAGCGACGACUUUCACGAGUACAUAGCACGCAGAAAGAAUGAAGAGGAACCACGAACAAAAAGGGGCGUUUGUAUGUUACCACAGAGAACAUGCAUGAGAUUCUUUUAUGCUCUCGUCAGUGGAAAAGAAGAGUCAUAGGCUUUCGACGUAUCGGCCCAGCAAAACGAAAAGAAGCAUCGUCUAUCACGGUCUUUGCUCUUCGCUCCAAGAGAAAUGUCCCAUCC